This is a messenger RNA of Leptonychotes weddellii (Weddell seal), 963 nucleotides long. It is a transcript of the gene B2M, whose product is annotated as beta-2-microglobulin. Gene Ontology annotation, biological process: immune response. The record is from RefSeq and is a predicted model, not a curated record. Gene Ontology annotation, cellular component: MHC class I protein complex. Lineage: Eukaryota; Metazoa; Chordata; Mammalia; Carnivora; Phocidae.
AGGCGCUGGGCGGACAGCCAGUCCUAGUGUCGCGCUGCUCCUGUUUGGGUGGUGAUGGCGCCUCUCCUGACCUUCGUCCUCGUCGGGCUGCUCUCUCUCUCCGGCCUGCAUGCCGUCCAGUAUACUCCAAAAAUUCAGGUUUACUCACGUCACCCAGCAGAGAAUGGAAAGCCAAAUUUCCUGAACUGCUACGUGUCAGGGUUCCACCCACCAGAAAUUGAAAUUGAAUUGCUGAAGAAUGGAGAGAAGAUGAAGGCAGAACAGUCAGACCUGUCUUUCAGCAAGGACUGGACUUUCUAUCUUCUGGUCCACACUGAAUUCACUCCCAAUGGACAGGAUGAAUUUAGCUGCCGUGUGAAGCAUGUUACUCUCAGUGAGCCCCAGAUCGUUAAGUGGGAGCGAGACAACUAACCAACAUCAUGGAGGUUUGAAGACGGUGCAUUUAGAUUGAACAAAUACUAUGUUCUUUUUAAUCCUGAUAUGCUUUUAUGCUUUUUGAAUACAAAUCAUAAAGUUAUAUUGAUGAUGAUACAAAUACAAUCUACAUGCUAAUUCUACAUUGGUCAUUGUGUCGCUAUAUUUGACCUGUCUGGGCAGGUAGCUGUAGUUGUGGGGCUGGAAGCUUAGAGGUGGGGAGGGGAGAAUUCUCUUGUUCACCAUCAAUAUCUUGGUCAGAUCUGAACUGUUCAGUCUAUUCACACAAAACUGGAUAAGAAGAUAGUUAUGCAUGUUUAGAGUUAAUUUCCAAUUUGCAUACUUUGUUUAGAAUUUGGGGGAAAUUUUUGAAAUUUGAAAUUUUGAAAUUUGAAAAUUGAAAGAUAAUUGUCAAAUUAUUGGAAAUUUGUUAUAGUGGGUAAGACACUGUCAUAUAAAAUUCAUAUUCAUCUCUUACAUCAGACACAUUGUUGCACAUAAUUUGACUUAUGUUAAUUGUGUUUCAAUAAAAACAAUGGUAAAACUUGA